GCAAGCUCAACCUUUUUACGCAAGAGUCAACUAACGUCAUGAGAGCGGAAUCAUCUGAUUUUCUGUUAUUCCAAUUAAACAAAUUCACCCCGACUUUAAUCCGAACAGUCUCUUUAACAGUUCGAUAUUUACGAACGAAUAUGAGUGUCUAGUGGGCUCGGUAUUUCGCCAACUGUGAACCCGGAAGCGAGCGUCAUACGUAAACGUAAGUGCGUAUGACUGUUGUUAUUUCGUAGAAGAUGGUGUACGUGUCGAAUGGUCAAGUUCUGAACAGCAGGAGCCAGUCACCAUGGCGACUGUCUUUACUGGUCGACCUGUUAUGGGGAGCUGUGGAGUUUUUUGGCCUGUUUUUUAAAACAAUAAUUCACCCUGACCUGACAAAAGAUGGAAUUAGUGGGUCGUCACGUUUUUCUGAUGGCAGAGGUCCUCCGGGUCCCCCUGGCAGUCGAAGGCGGAUUGGAAGAAUAAACUUUGGUGGGGGGCCCAGUCCUCCUCCAAUGGGAGGGGGAGGAUGAGGAAGGUGA
Phycodurus eques (leafy seadragon) is the source of this 524-nucleotide messenger RNA. RefSeq names its product selenoprotein K (gene selenok). The record is from RefSeq and is a predicted model, not a curated record. Gene Ontology annotation, biological process: calcium ion transport; endoplasmic reticulum calcium ion homeostasis. NCBI's taxonomy places the organism in Eukaryota, Metazoa, Chordata, Actinopteri, Syngnathiformes, Syngnathidae. The transcript is spliced from 4 exons. Gene Ontology annotation, cellular component: endoplasmic reticulum membrane; Golgi apparatus.